AUGUUUCGCGCAAUAAUCGCCACUUUUCUUGGUCUCCUCCUCUAUCUUUUCCUGAUCUCAUUGGUCAUGACUGCGGUGAUGUUCUCCCAACUCGCGUGGGAAGCCUACCAUAAUAACGACUUUGAUUUGUUUAUCGAUCAUGGCUUGGACGCGAUGGCCGCACUGUUGCUGUACUCCAUUGUGGUGAUGUUGUACCUUAGGUUCGCGUUUGCUAAUUCCGCAGCCGCUCAUUUCACAGCCGGUCCUCCUGGUCCACCUGGUCCACCUGGUCCGCCCGGCCCUCCGGGCCCUUCUAACCCCGGUGGGAGCCACCCAACAGGACAUUCGUCCAACCUCCCACGUCAUGGCUCUGGAGAUGGAGGGUCCUCGACGUCUCGCUCCUCUAAUCAUUCCUCAAACAGCUCUGCUCGAAUUACUCGUCGAGUCUUGAUCGUGGUCAUGCUAAUCGCAAUCUUGUAUUUGCAGUUUGUCUCAUCCCGCGGCAACGAAUACUUUUGCGAAAUUGAUGAAGACUACUUGACCGAUCGAUUCAACCUUACCGGUUUGAACACCGAAGUUUCCUACUACCAAUAUGCUCUUGAUCUUGUGACCGAUGUUUUCGAUCUUGAUGCCGACGACGACCUACGUGAGCAAAUUGAAAAGUCUGCCCGUCACCUCUAUGGCUUGGUUCAUGCCCGGUACAUUGUUACCACCCGUGGUCUUGCUAAAAUGCUUGAAAAGUACAAGAAGAGUGACUUCGGAAAGUGCCCACGUGUGAUGUGUGAUGGACACGCGCUGCUUCCUCUAGGCGAGUCAGACCUUCCGAAUAUCAGCACUGUCAAGCUGUACUGCCCCAAGUGCGAGGACAUUUACAACCCCAAGUCUUCGCGCCACUCCUCCAUUGACGGCGCAUACUUCGGCACCUCGUUCCACUCCAUCCUAUUCCAGGUUUACCCGGCUCUCAAUCCUGAGAAGAGCAGCCGUCGCUAUGAGCCCCGGAUCUACGGCUUCAAGGUACACGCCGCGGCUGCCCUUGCGCGCUACCAGGACAAUCAGCGUGAGGAACUCAAGUGGCGUCUCGCCGAGGUUGGUAUCAACCACAAGUUCAUCGAGGAUAGUGAGAGCGAUGACGAUGCCUUCGAGUACGACGAGGAGUACACGGAGAGCCACACGGAGCCCACCAAAAGCGACAAGCUCCUCGGAGACGCAGCUUCGGCUCGCAUGAACCUCGCCAAGUAA
Penicillium griseofulvum is the source of this 1218-nucleotide messenger RNA. RefSeq names its product casein kinase II subunit beta. NCBI's taxonomy places the organism in Eukaryota, Fungi, Ascomycota, Eurotiomycetes, Eurotiales, Aspergillaceae. The record is from RefSeq and is a predicted model, not a curated record. Gene Ontology annotation, cellular component: cytoplasm; protein kinase CK2 complex. The transcript is spliced from 2 exons. Gene Ontology annotation, molecular function: protein kinase regulator activity. Bases 1 to 1218 code for a protein of 405 amino acids.